This is a messenger RNA of Radiomyces spectabilis, 2011 nucleotides long. RefSeq names its product velvet factor-domain-containing protein. Bases 150 to 1547 code for a protein of 465 amino acids. The transcript is spliced from 9 exons. The record is from RefSeq and is a predicted model, not a curated record. Lineage: Eukaryota; Fungi; Mucoromycota; Mucoromycetes; Mucorales; Radiomycetaceae.
CUGAGGUGAAAUCCCCAAUUCCAAACCUUUUUUUUUUCCCUUGUCUUGUUUUUCUUGUUUUUCUGUUUCCCUUUUGGCUGCACUGUAUACUUCCCUUGAUUGUCUGUCCUAGUAUAUAAGGGAUCGAAAACAAUCUGGUUCAGGGCAUUAUGUGCAGCUCCGCUCCCUCCAGCCACACGCAGAUUGAUCAUGGUCUCAAGAACAAUAUGACGUUCCAACUUAUUAUGCGGCAGCAACCUAUCCGUUCUAGAAUGUGUGGCGUUGGAGAUAAAGUCGACCGCAGACCCAUUGACCCGCCGCCAAUUGUUGAACUCAGACUUGAAGAAAAUAGUCAUAUUUUGCCAAUGAUAUCGCCUCACCUCUUUCUGGCCGCGAUCUUGGUAGAAGACAGUGGAUCUGAGCAUCGAAUGCAAUCUUUGGAUGAAUUGAAUUUGGAUGUCCAUUCCAAAUUAGCCAUUGGUCGAACCGUGUCAUCGUUAUAUCUUUUGCGAGAUCUCGACAAUACGGAAGGCGCCUUUUUUGUGUUUUCGGAUAUCUCAGUGCGUGCAGAAGGCCAUUAUCGAUUACGCAUGUGCUUGUUUGAAAUCGUAAAUGGCGACGUAUACUUUCGGCAAUCCAUUUUAACCAACCCAUUCGUUGUUUAUUCUGCCAAAAAGUUCCCUGGAAUGUAUGAAUCAUGUCCUUUGGCGCGCCAUUUUGCGGAACAAGGUCUGAAGAUCAGAAUUCGUAAAGAAUCACGAACCAAAAAACAUAAUGCUAUGGACGCAGAUCCAAAAUCCAGAUCAGGCACCAAUUCUGAUGCAGAAGCAUCGGAUAUCUCCUCCACCUUCAGACCCAUCGCCAAAGCAGAGGCCACUACAUUGAUUUCCUCCAAAAAUACUUAUACCACCAACAUCACACAGCAUACACCCACCACGAGCGCAUCCUUGAGUGAAGAAUCUGAUUUUUCUAACGAUUAUGCUGAAAACUCGUCUUCUAGCAAGCUAUCCAUUCAUCGAAUUCUCGACUCUUCAGAUCAGCUAGAUCAGUCUUCUGUGGCCUUACCCUCCAUUCUCACUUCACUGUCAAUGGCACAUUUCACAGCAACUGCGACAUCCACAUCGACCGAACAAAAAGCUGGAAUGACUGAAACAGCGUUACUCAACUCAAUCACAUCUAAUCACAGGCUCAGCUUAGCCCACAUCCUUCAUCCCACGACACAAAAACCUUUGUCACGUUCAUCGACGACAAAUAGUACGUCAGCUACGCAGCACGAUACAUCCACAUCCACGCUUCAGAAUACGUACUGGCAAUUACCACCACCUGUAUCGACACGAUAUCAACAGUCCAUGCUUCGAUCGUCCAAUCCUUUAGAAGGUAGUCAGUCCUGGAAUAUACCCUCCUCUUCCGCCUCACUGCAAAACUUCCGUACUACAAGAACUCAUUCUGAUCGACCAGAAAUAAUUCUCAGCACAACCACUUCACGAAAAACCAACUUAGCAUUACCUUCAUUACGAGAACAGCUGCAAGAUUUUGGUAUCCCGGAUAAUCAACAGGAAAGACGGUAGCCCUUCCUCGUUUGACCUACGCACGCCUGCUUUUAUUCGCGCUUGAUUUGACUGUAGUUUAUCGAUGAGCCAUCGUUGACGUCUACUUCACAGCAUGUGUAAGUGAAGGCGCCAAGAUCCACCUGCAAAUAUUAUGGUCUUAUGCAUCGUCUUUGACAGUAUAUAGAAGAAAAAGCACAAGCAAACUGACGGCCGCAAAGUUUGGCAAACUGGUGACUUCCAGCUUCGGUCUGUCGUCGGUUUUGUCUUUCAUUGAAAGUUAAAAAUCGUAAUACACGUAAAAAGCGCCUGGACUUACUUCCAUAGGACCUGGUGCAUUGGGUGGUUCUUUUCUUGCUUGCAAGAGAAUAUAGAAUGUCAUAUUUACAAUGUUAUCACAACUCUUUUGCCCGGGGAUUCUGGUGUUAUUUUUAUUUACUGCCUACAAAUACCGACUUGACCCGCUUUCCCGUUCCUGUUUUCAU